GUCCCACCAACCACUGGCAGCUAUGACGUGGGUGUACGCUCAUACGCGAUCCCUUUCAUUGAUCAACACAAUCCUUCGUGGCCGGGGAACAUAAGCACUUCAUACCUCGCAACAAUAUACUACCCAACAAUUCAGACCUCCAAUAAAACAGUGACACUAUACGUGGACCCCGAAGCCGCCGCACCUCUAGAUGCUCUCUACAACCAGACAUCCGGUACAGUCGGCAACCUCACCACCAACAUCAAACCCAACGCAGCUAUCGCCGAACCGCCUCAAGGCAGUCUGUUCCCCAGCCUGAUAUUCCAGCCUGGUUUUGAGGGCCUCUCGGCAAUGUAUUCGAUAACAAUGACAGAGCUGGCCUCGCGAGGAUAUGCUGUCGCCGCUCUCGAUUUCCCUUACGAGACGACUUUUGUCCGCUAUCCCAACGGCACCGGUGUUAGCGGCAUUUACGGCGGCAUUUUCUCUUUCGACAUCAUACCGCCGAUAUAUGAGACACGUAUCCGUGCUGGGAUCCACUUCGUCGAGUACUGGUCUACUUUGGUCGAGCAGCUCCAUGCUCCGUUCCAGGUAGCACCGCUCGGCGUAUUCGGACAGUCAUUGGGCGGUGCUGCUGCCCUGGGCGUGGCAGAUGCGAUCCCAGACAGAAAGGUCGUGGCGUCGGCAUUAAACCUGGACGGAGGUCUCUAUGGGAACCCAGCUUCCAACUCCUCUCUUGCGGACCUAAAGAGGCCGGUGUUGCAAAUGGGAACAGUUAAUCACACUGGGUCGUAUGAUCCCACGUGGGAUACCUUUCCGGUAGCGCAAACGGGAUGGUGGCGUACUCUGUGGGUUGCCCGCGCCGAUCAUCUCGAUUUCAGCGAUGUGACUUUCUGGAGAGAAUUUCUAGUGAACAGACAAACGAGUAAUACAGCCAUUCAGGGGCGUCGUAUGGUGAACGUAACAAGGGAGUUUGUGACUGCUUUCUUUAACUACACACUGCUGAAUCAGGAGGAAAAGGUACUCAGUAAACCGGGGGCAGACUGGCCUGAGGUA
Messenger RNA from Mollisia scopiformis, 1032 nucleotides. Its product is annotated as alpha/beta-hydrolase. The transcript has a single exon. The record is from RefSeq and is a predicted model, not a curated record. The annotation marks the transcript as partial. Gene Ontology annotation, molecular function: 1-alkyl-2-acetylglycerophosphocholine esterase activity. Lineage: Eukaryota; Fungi; Ascomycota; Leotiomycetes; Helotiales; Mollisiaceae.